Messenger RNA from Lodderomyces theae, 1053 nucleotides. It is a transcript of the gene HYM1, whose product is annotated as Hym1p. Gene Ontology annotation, molecular function: protein serine/threonine kinase activator activity. Lineage: Eukaryota; Fungi; Ascomycota; Pichiomycetes; Serinales; Debaryomycetaceae. The coding region runs from base 1 to 1053 and encodes 350 amino acids. The record is from RefSeq and is a predicted model, not a curated record. Gene Ontology annotation, biological process: intracellular signal transduction. The transcript has a single exon.
AUGGCAUUUCUAUUCAAACGUGAUCCCAAGAGCCCUCCAGAGCUAGUACGAGCUCUAAACGACCACCUAGUGAAGCUCAGCAACUCAAACGAUACAUCAAGUUCCAAAAAACAUCAAGAUGAAUCAGGUAGGUAUCUAAAACAGAUAAAGGCCACUAUUUACGGCGACGACGAGAACGAACCUCAACAAGACCAAAUUCAAAUCCUAUUGACAGAGGUUCUUCAAUCAAACAACUUGUGUUAUGCGACGUAUUCUUUGAGCAGGAUGGAUUUCGACUCUCGAAAAGACGUCGUCGUCAUGUACGCUACUUUGUUACGACGAAACUCAUUAAAUGGGGCGAAACAGCCAAAUGCAACGUCGCUAUCACCUCCCCCAGUUGUCGAUUACCUAGUUCAUUCACAACCGAAAAUCUUGGACUAUCUCAUGAAAGGCCCCGAGCAUACUGAAAUAGCUCUUGUCACGGGUCAGAUAUUACGAGACUGCAUCAAAUUUGAAAAAAUCAACAAAUAUGUUCUAUACAGCCCUUUGUUUUGGAACUUCUUCAAGUAUGUGGAGAAUCCAACUUUCGAGAUUGCUUGCGAUGCAAUGAUGACGUUGAAUGAUAUAUUGACUAUCCAUAAAAAGUUGGUGUCUGAGUUUUUGGCUAAUAAUUAUGAAAUAUUUAUGGCAAACAUCAGCGAGUUGAACAGAUCAAAUAGUUAUGUCACCAAACGUCAAAGUGUCAAGCUCCUUAAUGAUUUGGUGUCCCAGAAAGCAAAUCUACAAUUCUUGCACAAGUAUUUUGCCGACACAAAGAACCUCAAGUUUACAAUGUUGCUAUUAAGUGAAAAGCUGAGAAACUUGCAAUUAGAGGGGUUUCAUCUAUUGAAGUUUUUUGUUGCCAAUCCAAAGAUAACACCAAAAGUUAAAGAAACUCUUACCAAGAACAAGUCCAACUUUCUCGAGUUUUUUAAAACGUUUGACAUUGCUAGUUUCCAUGACUCUAACCUAAUCGAAGAAAGGAAUUUCAUUAUCAAGCUGAUAGAAGAGUUGCCUGACAGGAAUGCAAUCUAG